This is a messenger RNA of Amblyraja radiata (thorny skate), 1344 nucleotides long. RefSeq names its product trans-1,2-dihydrobenzene-1,2-diol dehydrogenase. The transcript has 7 exons. Gene Ontology annotation, molecular function: nucleotide binding. Bases 149 to 1153 code for a protein of 334 amino acids. Lineage: Eukaryota; Metazoa; Chordata; Chondrichthyes; Rajiformes; Rajidae. The record is from RefSeq and is a predicted model, not a curated record.
UCCUAUACUCUUCUCGCACAUUCAUUGACGUCUGGAAAGUGUCGAUGUCAGCUGAUUGUGCUGAGCGCAGGCGGACCCUGCUCUAUAAAACUGCGCCGAGGCCACCGCGGCCGGGAGCUGGGACUCACAUCCACCGACCGCACCGGCCAUGGCCACUCGCUGGGGCAUCUGCGGCGCCGGCAGAAUCUGCCACGACUUCAUGGUGGCUCUGAAGACCCUGCCGGACACCGACCACCAGGCUGUGGCCGUGGCCUCCCGAGACUCAUCGCGAGCUCGCGACUUCGCAAAGCGGCACCAAAUCCCCAAGUGCUACGGUUCCUACCAGGAGCUGGCGAAUGAUCCCAAUGUGGACAUCGUCUAUGUGGGGACCAUUAACCCCGAGCACCUGAAGGUGGCCCUGCUCAUGCUGCAGGCAGGCAAGAAUGUCCUCUGUGAGAAGCCCAUGGCCAUGAAUCUGAAGGAGGUCCAACAACUCAUUUCUGCAGCCCGGAAAUGCAACCUCUUCCUCAUGGAGGGUCUUUGGACACGGUUCUUCCCGGUCUCCCACAAGAUUCGACGUCUACUGUCUAUCAAUAAUGUUGGGGAGAUUAAAAUGGUGAGAGCAGAGUUUGGCACGUGGAUGCUGGGAACACCACGGCUGGUGGAGAAGGAGUUGGGUGGAGGAGUACUCUUGGACAUUGGCUGCUACUGCCUACAGUUUGUCUGCAUGGUGUUCAAUGGCGAGAAGCCAGACUCUGUCCACGCCACAGGAUUCCUCACAGAGAAAGGUGUUGACGAAACAGUGACCAUCAUAAUAAAGUACUCCAGGAAACGCAUGGCCAUAGUAACUGUAACGAUGGCAUCACAGCUUCCCAACCAGGCAAUCAUCAUUGGUACAAAUGGCACAAUCACGGUACCAGGGCACAUGUGGUGUCCCACAAGCCUUAUGGUCAAUGGAGACAGAGAGGAGUUCCCACUGCCAACUCCAUCUCAGCCCCUCAACUUCACCAACAGUACUGGCCUACGGUACGAGGCUGAGGAAGUACGGCAGUGUCUUAAGAAAGGACUGAAGGAGUGCCCCCAGCUGACACUGGCUGACAGCGAGCUGAUCAUGAGCAUCCUAGACGAGGCUCGGCAGCAGAUCGGGGUUGUCUACUGUCAGGAUACAGCUUGAAGGCAAGAACUCAGCUGUGUAGUCACCAACUGUACUGGGACUGGUGCGCACACAGACACCAUUAAAAACAGUCACACGUCCUUCAUGCAGAUUUUUGUUGCAACACUAGUCUGAAGACCGCGAAUCUCCUGGUAGGCAGCAUUGCUUCAAAGACGUAAAGUUGUAUAAAGAAAUAUCAAGUAUGACCUGAA